Gossypium arboreum is the source of this 1234-nucleotide messenger RNA. RefSeq lists its product as uncharacterized. Bases 568 to 1098 code for a protein of 176 amino acids. The record is from RefSeq and is a predicted model, not a curated record. Lineage: Eukaryota; Viridiplantae; Streptophyta; Magnoliopsida; Malvales; Malvaceae. The transcript has 2 exons.
UGAUAAAAAGAAAGCAAAUUUCCCCACUUGCUUUUAUAUAAUAUUUGUUUGGUUAAAAUAUUAAUUAGUCCACGUACUCUUUGUAAAUUCAAAAUUUAAUUAUUAUAUUUUUAUUUGUAGAAAUUUAGUACUUUUACUUUUGAGAUUUUAAAUCCAAGUUUAAUUGUUAAUGCCAUCAAAUUUUUAUUUUAAUAAAUUUAACAAUAUUAAUAAUAGGAUUAGAAUUUUGAUAUUUGAAAAGUAAAAGUAGACUAAUAAGUUAUUUUAAUUGUUUAAGGGAAACGAUAACGUUUUCAAGAGUAUUUGCAUUUCUGACAAAGGCGGUAUUCGAUGCCACCGACCAUGUAUGUAUGGAAAUCAUAAAAAUGCUUUGAGAAGGGCUCCAGCAAGCUGACACAUGUCCACCUAUUGUUGGGCCUUUUCUACUAUUUACCCAAUUAAUAAUCAAGAUAUUGCCCUCUCUAUCAAUAUUUUAUUAUUUCCCCUUUUUCCCCCUUUCACCGCCUCUCAGUAUAAAUAACACCUAUAUCUGUCCCACCAAAUCCCUUAAUCAAAAUCGUAGAAAAGAUGGAUGAUGUUGUGCCUGAAGCUGAUAGCUUGUUGCAUCCCAUUAAUCCCAAGGGAGAUGAUGAAGCAGGAGCUAAACAACAUGGGGAAGAGAAAGAGAGAGCUAAUGGAAGUGGAUUCAUUAAUCAUCUCAUCUCAAAUUUGGUUACUGCAGGAUCAGAUGCUGAUGAAGAGAACCAAGCUAAAGAAGCUGAGAAAGAGACCAUGAGUGCAGGUGCAGAGGCCAAAAAUGAAGAGAAGGGAGGUGGGUUUUUUGAUCAAAUCAUUUCAAACUUGGUCAGUCCUUUAAGUCCCAAAGCUGGAAGCAUCAGUGCUCAAGGAAAAGCUGAAGCUUUUGGUGAAUCUGGUUUGAGACCAGAGGCAGAAAAGGGUGGUGGAGGAGGAGGAGGGGGUAUGAACAAAGAGGAGCAAACAGAGGAUGGAGGAGGUAUCAUUGAUAACAUUGUCUCGCAGUUGCCAACAUCUCUUCCAGAUGAUGCAGCACCCACCAGUGAUGAAGCUACUAUUCUGAUUCACAUCGUUCAAGAUUAAACAACUGUUGAUGAUUGAGGAAUGAUUUGUCUUCUUGUGUUAAAAUACAUAUUUAUUUAAGUAUUUUGUUUAUUGUUUAAUGUUUAAUGUCAAAAUCCUUUGAGACAAUUUAUUACAAGUGUUGGAGAUUGAUUGA